GCCAUUUCUAGGUCAAGCUUCUUGUUAUUUUGUGCCGGUGAAUAGUUUGUUGCGUUCAUGUGAUGUUCAAACUGUUUACCGCUUUACUAACAGUUAAUACAACACCUAUACUUUGGAAAGCUAAAGUCUCCACAAUGUCGAAUGCAAUCACCAGAAUUGUCGCCCGUCAAAUCUUUGACAGCAGAGGAAACCCAACAGUAGAGGUAGACCUGCAAACUGGCAAAGGUACAUUCAGGGCAGCAGUCCCCAGUGGUGCCUCAACAGGUAUCUAUGAGGCCCUCGAGUUGAGAGACCAAGACCCAGCAGCUUAUCAUGGCAAGGGAGUCAGUCAGGCUGUGGGCCACAUUAACAACUCACUCGGACCAGCUCUUAUUGCCAAGGGAGUUGAUGUCACUCAACAGAAGGAAGUUGAUCAAGUCAUGCUGGAUCUUGAUGGAACAGAAAACAAGUCCAAGUUUGGGGCCAAUGCUAUUCUAGGCGUGUCUCUAGCUGUAGCCAAGGCAGGAGCAGCUGCUAAGGGUGUCCCACUUUACCGCCAUCUGGCUGAUCUAGCUGGCAACAAAGAUGUCAUUCUCCCCGUCCCAGCAUUCAAUGUAAUCAAUGGAGGCAGCCAUGCAGGAAACAAACUAGCUAUGCAGGAAUUCAUGAUCUUACCAACAGGUGCCAAGAACUUCACAGAAGCCAUGCGUAUGGGAUCAGAGAUCUACCAUCACCUGAAAAAAGUAAUCAAGGCAAAAUAUGGUCAAGAUGCCUGCAAUGUUGGAGAUGAGGGUGGCUUUGCCCCAAACAUCCAGGUCAACGAUGAAGCCCUUAAGUUGGUCACCACUGCUAUUGCCAAGGCUGGCUAUGAAGGCAAGAUUAAAAUUGCAAUGGACAUUGCAGCCUCAGAAUUCUAUAAAGAUGGAAAGUAUGAUCUAGACUUCAAGAGCAAAGACUCUGAUCAAAGCAAGUGGUUAACAUCUGAUGCCCUUGGUGAAAUAUACAAGGACUUCAUUGCCAACUACCCAGUGGUUUCUAUUGAAGAUGCCUUUGACCAAGAUGAUUGGAAGGCUUGGUCCAAACUCCAAUCACAAAUCGACAUUCAGUUAGUAGGUGAUGAUCUGACGGUGACCAACCCCAAGCGAGUCCAGACAGCUAUUGACAGUAAGGCCUGCAACUGUCUUCUUCUCAAGGUCAACCAGAUAGGCUCUGUCACUGAGGCUAUUGAUGCUUGCAAGUUGUCUCAGACCAAUGGUUGGGGAGUGAUGGUGUCACAUCGAAGUGGAGAGACUGAAGAUUCAUUCAUUGCUGACCUUGUCGUAGGACUUUGUACCGGACAGAUCAAGACUGGUGCCCCAUGUCGCUCAGAGCGUCUGGCCAAAUACAACCAGCUGUUGCGUAUAGAGGAAGAACUGGGAGCAAAUGCUAAAUACGCAGGAGAGAACUUCCGCAAGCCCAUCCAGUAAAGACAAUGCACGAGGAUAGCAAAUCAUGAUCCAAUCUUGACAUUGUUGACUAUCGGAUCAUGUUUUGAAUAGUGAUGCAGAUACAUUACAGUACACAUGAGACCCCACCAGCCGAUAAGUCAUUUAUAGUUUAACAGUAAAGGUUGAGUUAAUCUCGAGUUGUACUGUACUUGUCUGCCCCACAUUAACACUGAGAGCUUUUAUUGUAUUGUAUUGUGUACAAAUACAAGAUUGAAAGAUGGAUGAAUGGAUGGAUGAUAUUAUAAGUGUGUAAAGAUACAGCCAGACGAUCACUGCCAGAUACCAGGACCAAGCAGCUUCUUAGCUCUGCUGCUCUAUGGAGAUUCAGAAUUGAGAUACGUGGACUUUGUAUGAUAGACUGAACUGUAAAUUUUGAGUCCUAUGUCUCUCAUAUCUGUAGUACCAGGCAUGAACUUGGUAUUCAUAAUGGGCGUCAAGUUAUGCAGCUUUGUGAAUUUCCAGCAGAUGCCUUUUACACAGGGCAAUAAACAUAGGAUGAAAUCAUAAGAUGACAAAUUGAUUGUGCCACAUAAUGGCUGCUGCCGCUGCGACAUAUUAUAGCCUAGCUAGUAAAUGUAUGGAUAGCCCUGUAUAAUGGGAAAUAUCCCAAAUUCAUAGUUGGUUCCUUUAACAGUGAAACUAUACUAAGAAUUGGAUGCGGGGCUCGUAGCUUUGUAUAGAUUAAGGUGGGAGAGAUCCAAGCUCUUUCACCUGAGAUUGUGCAUGUUAUGUCUAUGUUGUUUGAGUAUUGUAGUUAAGCAAAUCAUAGCCUUAUGAACAACUCCUAGCACUUUAUUAUUAAGACUUGUAGCUUUAUUCUUGAAACUGUAUAAGAUUUUAUAGUUGAUUUAUUUAAUGUAUUCUCUAAGAAUAUUUUAAUCACUGUUGUUAUAACGACAUAGAAUGUUAUAUAGAUUGCGGCUGAAAUAAAAGUUGAAAACUAUAAAUAAACCAUUUGUUAUUUUCUUUUUUACUAAAACUCCAU
Owenia fusiformis is the source of this 2451-nucleotide messenger RNA. The record is from the annotation of a GenBank genome assembly. NCBI's taxonomy places the organism in Eukaryota, Metazoa, Annelida, Polychaeta, Sabellida, Oweniidae.